AUGUCGAAUGAUAUUCCAAUUGAUUUCACAGAGUUGACCCAGUUAACCCAGCUAGGUAUUCUGCCUUCUUCUUUGGAUUUCAAAUCUACUACAUUAGAGUCAGAUAACUAUGUCUGUGUUAGAGAAACUGGAAGUAACGGUAAUACUGUUGCUAUAGUGAACUUGAAAAACAAUAAUGAAGUUAUUCGUAAAAAUAUGAGUGCUGAUAGUGCGAUCAUGCAUCCACAUGAGUUUGUUAUCUCGUUAAGAGCGAAUGGCACUACUCUUCAGAUCUUUAAUUUAGGUUCUAAACAGAGAUUAAAGUCAUUUACCAUGGACCAACCAGUUGUUUAUUGGAAGUGGUUAAAUGAUCAGUACUUGGGUUUGGUGACUGGAAGCUCUAUAUACUAUUGGGAUAUUUUUGACGGGUCAAACAAUGGACCCAUCAAAUUAACGGAUAGACAUCACACCCUCAACAAUAACCAAAUCAUAAACUUUGUUGCUGAACCAAGUUUGAAUUGGUUUGCUGUCACAGGAAUUGCCCAGGAAGAUUCACGUAUAGCUGGGCAUGUCCAGUUGUAUUCCAAGAGCCGUAAUGUCUCUCAGGCCAUUGAAGGACAUGUUUCAAAGUUUGCUUCAAUUACACUAAGUGGAGCUAUCCAACCCACAAAAGUUUUUUGUGUAGGGAACAAGAAUGCUCAGGGACAGGGCCAUUUACAUAUAAUCGAAAUUGAUCAUGUCGAUGGUAAUCCUCCCUUCUCCAAGAAAUCGGUUGAUAUUUUUUUUCCACCAGAUGCAGCCAAUGACUUUCCGAUCAGUUUACAAGCAUCUGACAAAUAUGGUAUAAUCUAUAUCUUAACUAAGUAUGGGUUCAUUCACUUAUAUGACAUGGAGACAGGAGCAAACUUGUUUGUAAACAGAAUCACUGCCGAUCCUGUUUUCACAGCUGCUCCUUAUAAUGAUGGCACAGGUAUCGUCACAAUAAACAAGUCUGGUCAAGUUUUGAGCGUCGAAAUAGCUAAAGAUAAGAUUAUCCCUUACGUUUUAGAAAAGUUAUCCAAUGUUUCUUUGGCAUUGUCGUUGUCAUCUAGGGGGGGAUUUCCUGGAGCUGAAAACUUGUUUACUCAACAGUUUCAGAAUUUCUUAAACCAAGGUGAUUACGGAAAUGCAGCUAGGGUUGCCGCGUCUUCUGAACAACUUCGUACGCAGGAUACGAUAAACAAAUUAAAGCAUAUCACUCCUCAGCCGGGUCAGAUUUCCCCAAUUUUGCAAUAUUUUUCUACAUUGUUGGAUAGAGGAAGCUUAAAUAAGUAUGAGUCAAUUGAAUUGGCAAAGCCUGUAUUGCAGCAAGAUCGUAAGCCAUUGUUUGAGAAAUGGUUAAAGGAAGAUAAAUUAACUUCUUCUGAGGAAUUGGGUGACAUCGUAAAAUCAUACAAUGACACUGCGUUGGCCUUGGCAGUUUACAUCAGAGCAAAUGUUAAUAUCAAAGUCGUUUCUUGUCUUGCUGAAUUGGGCCAAUUUGACAAGAUCUUACCAUAUUGUCAAAAGGUAGGCUAUAGUCCAGAUUACACUAACCUAAUUCAAAACUUGGUUCGCGUGAACCCAGAUAAAGCAAGCGAAUUUGCUACUUCUUUAUUGUCAAGCCCUGAUAUUAAUUUAAAUAUUGAAAAUAUCGCAGACUUAUUCUUCUCACAAAACUACAUUCAGCAGGGAACGGCAUUUUUGUUAGAUGCUCUUAAAGGUGAUUCACCUGCCGAAGGUCAUUUGCAGACGAAAGUUUUGGAGAUCAAUUUGAUCCAUGCUCCACAAGUUGCAGAUGCCAUUUUAGGCAACAAUAUGUUCAGUCAUUAUGACAAGCCUUCUAUCGGUAAGCUUUGUGAAAAGUCAGGAUUAUUCCAAAGAGCAUUAGAACAUUACGAUGAUAUGAAAGAUAUAAAGAGAGUUAUCGUUCACACCAAUGUAUUACCUAACGAUUGGUUGGUUUCUUAUUUUGGUCAAUUGAACGUUCAGCAAUCCGUUGCUUGCUUAAAAGAGUUGUUGAGUAGUAACAUGCAGCAAAAUUUACAAGUGGUAAUCCAAGUAGCAACUAAAUAUUCUGAUUUAAUUGGUCCUUUAAACUUAAUUAAAUUAUUUGAAGAGUUUAAAUGUGUCGAAGGUGAAUAUUAUUACUUGUCUUCUAUUGUUAAUUUGACUCAGGAGCCGGAUGUUGUAUUGAAGUAUAUUCAAGCUGCUGCCAAGAUGAAUCAAACUAAAGAAAUCGAAAGAGUAGUUAGGGAUAACAAUGUUUACAAUGGUGAAAAAGUAAAGAAUUUUUUGAAAGAGUUUAAAUUGGAGGACCAAUUGCCAUUGAUUAUUGUUUGUGAUAGGUUCAAUUUCGUUCAUGAUUUAAUCUUGUACUUGUAUAAGAAUCAAUACUUCAAAUUCAUUGAAGUAUAUGUUCAGUCUGUCAAUCCGGCGAAUACUCCUCAGGUCGUUGCAGGCUUAUUGGACGUUGAUUGUGACGAAAAUAUAAUCAAAAAUUUACUCAUGACAGUUUUAGGUAGAGUUCCUAUUAAGGAAUUGGUCUCAGAGGUGGAGAAGAGAAACAGACUUAAAAUCUUGCUCCCAUUCUUAGAGAAAACAUUAGAAGGAGGAUCAAACGAUCAGGAAGUGUAUAAUACAUUGGCUAAGAUCUACAUUGAUUCCAACAAUUCACCUGAGAAAUUUUUGCAAGAAAAUGAUAUUUAUGAUACCUUAGUCGUUGGUAAAUACUGUGAGAAGAGGGAUCCGUACUUGGCUUACAUUGCAUAUUCCAAAGGUGGCAAUGAUGAUGAACUUAUAAAUAUAACCAAUGAAAAUAAAAUGUAUAAAUAUCAAGCAAGAUACUUGCUUGCGAAGUCAGAUUUCGGUUUAUGGAAUAAGGUGUUGUCCCUGGAUAACGUUCACAGACGCCAGUUGAUCGAUCAAGUCAUUUCUACUGGUAUUCCUGAUUUGGAUGACCCUGAACCAAUUUCUGUCACUGUGAAGGCGUUUAUGGAAAACGAUCUCCCACAAGAAUUGAUCGAAUUACUUGAAAAGAUUAUUUUGGAGCCUUCACCUUUUAAUGAUAAUACUUCUUUGCAAGGGUUGCUUAUUUUGACGGCUAUCAAGGCCGAUAGCUCAAGAGUGAUGAACUACAUUGAGAAGUUGGACAAAUAUGAUCCUAAUGAAAUCGCCCCUUUGUGUAUUGACAAUCAAUUGUAUGAGGAAGCUUUUGAAGUUUACGACAGGUUUGAAAUGAGAUCAGAAGCUAUGAAGGUAUUGUCUGAAGAUAUCAUGUCUUUAGACAGAGCUGAACAAUAUGCUGAGAAGUACGAUUUAUCAGAGUUAUGGUAUCAAUUGGGUACUGCUCAGUUGAAUGGUUUGCGUAUCCCUGAAGCAAUUGACUCCUAUGUUAAGUCAAAGAACCCUGAAAACUAUGAACAAGUAAUUGAGAUUGCCGAGCAUGGAGGUAAGGAAGAAGAGUUAAUUUCUUUCUUGUCUAUGGCAAGAGAAACUUUGAGAGAGCCUUCUGUUGAUGGUGCUUUAAUUAACGCUUAUGCAAGUUUGGGCAAGUUAGACGAAAUCGAGAAAUUUGUUAAUGGUCCAAAUGUUGCUGAUUUGGAAGAAAUUGGUGAUAAAUUAUUUGAAGCAAAGAACUAUAAGGCUGCAAAGAUUUUGUAUUCGAAUGUAUCUAAAUAUUCAAAGCUUGCCACUACUUUAGUUUACCUUGGAGAUUAUCAAGGUGCUGUUGAUUGCGCUAGAAAGGCAUCAAACACACAAGUGUGGAAACAAGUCAAUAGCGCCUGUAUCGAAAACAAAGAAUUUAGACUUGCUCAAAUUUGUGGUUUGAAUUUGAUUGUGGAUGCAGAGGAGUUGCCAGAAUUGGUACAUACAUACGAGCAAAACGGCUACUUUAAUGAAGUAAUUGCACUUUUUGAAAGCGGCUUAGGUUUAGAGAGAGCCCAUAUGGGAAUGUUCACAGAAUUGGCUAUUUUGUACUGUAAAUAUAGUCCCGAAAAGGUUAUGGAGCACUUGAAAUUAUUUUGGUCUAGGAUCAACAUUCCAAAGGUCUUGACAGCGUGUGAAGAAGCUCAUUUAUAUCCGGAGUUGAUUUUCUUGUAUUGUCACUAUGAUGAAUGGGAUAAUGCGGCAUUAACAAUGAUUGAAAAAUCAGAAGUUGCAUUUGACCACUCUUCCUUCAAGGAGAUCAUUGUAAAGGCCCCAAACUUGGAAAUCUACUACAAAGCUAUCAACUUUUAUAUGAAUGAACACCCUUCCUUAUUGGUUGAUUUGUUGUCAGUUUUGACUCCGAAAUUGGAUUUGCCGAGAGUUGUUAGAAUGUUCGUGAAAUCUGACAAUUUACCCAUGAUCAAAUCAUUCUUAAUAUCUGUACUUGAGAAGAAUAACUCUGUUGUCAAUUCUGCUUAUCAUGAUUUAUUAAUAGAAGAGGAAGACUAUAAAUCAUUGAGGUCAUCAAUUGAAAAUGAAUCAAAUAAUAGAUUCAAUAAAUUAGAUUUGGCUGAAAGGCUUGAGAAUCAUGAUUUAAUUUUCUUCAGACAAAUCUCUGCAACUUUAUUCUCUAAAGAGAAGAAGUUUGCAAAGGCAAUUUCUAUUUUGAAAAAUGACAAGUUGUGGUCAGACUUGAUUAAAACUGCUGCCCUUUCGAAAUCUACAAAGAUCGCCCAUGAUCUUUUGGAUUACUUUGUUGAGACUGGUAACCACGAAUGCUUUGUCGCAUUAUUAUAUACUUGCUAUGAAUACGUUGAGUAUGACUAUGUUCUUGAGGCUUCUUGGUUACACAACUUAGGAAAUUUCAUCAAGCCGUAUGAAAUUUCAGUUGCUUAUGAAACUCACAAAAAGACGAAUGAGCUUUAUGAGGAUUUGAAGAAGAGGAGAAAGGCCGAGAAGAAGGAGGAAGAGACGCCAAUUGGUCAGCCUUUGAUGAUCACCAAUGGCUCAAUUGCUCAAAAUAUGACAGGAAUUGGAUAUCAACCAACCGGAGCCGGGUUUGGAAACGCUUUUUAA
Priceomyces carsonii is the source of this 5004-nucleotide messenger RNA. It is a transcript of the gene CHC1, whose product is annotated as clathrin heavy chain. Gene Ontology annotation, biological process: Golgi to endosome transport; receptor-mediated endocytosis; intracellular protein transport. Gene Ontology annotation, cellular component: clathrin coat of coated pit; actin cortical patch; clathrin complex. NCBI's taxonomy places the organism in Eukaryota, Fungi, Ascomycota, Pichiomycetes, Serinales, Debaryomycetaceae. The record is from RefSeq and is a predicted model, not a curated record. Gene Ontology annotation, molecular function: structural molecule activity; clathrin light chain binding. Bases 1 to 5004 code for a protein of 1667 amino acids. The transcript has a single exon.